AUGGAAGAUAGUUAUUUCGCCUUUGCUUGGAAAAUAAACUGUUUCAAUGAGCUUGUUUCUAGGCAUCCCAAUGGAUCCUUUUUCUAUAGCGAAAGGUUUUGGUCACCACGAGGGCAGACUGGGAAAAUAGUUAAUAUUAAUGUUGCUCAAAGUCGUACUCCUAACCUCAACAACGAUAACAACACUGAUUACUUAUGGCGCCUGAAAAUGUUCCCAAACGGUGUUGAUAAAAAGUCGAAUGACUUUAUAUCUCUCUACCUUGAAGCUAUUCAAACACAAUAUGAAAAGCAAAACGGUAUAAUUGGCAGGCACAAAAAGUUCAGAUUAGCUUUAUACCGAUUGAACCAAGGCCAAUUGAAUACAAUGCAAACACCUAUUCUCAUUAUCGAUCGUCACAUUUUGGAAACAAAAUUUGAAUUUAACGGAGUUAACGCAGAUUAUGGCUUCGCUCGAAUUAUUGGCAUUAAAGACUUGUAUCCUAAUGAUACAAUAAUGCCUGAAAUGGACUUGAUGGUACGAGUUCAAAUUUUUGACGACCACCUAUCCCCCGGUGAAGGAAAUAGCACAAGUUUCAUUCCAGAGUGUAUUUCCAUGUCAGGUUUCGAAAAAUUCUUCGAUAAAGAUCGUUUUUGUGAUGUAGAAUUUGUAUUUGACUGUGGAUCAAGUGUUAAAGCACAUCGGAUUAUUCUUGCGGCAAGGUCAAAUUAUUUUGAACGUUUGUUAGGUGAAGAAUGGCUCGAAGGACAUAUGAAAACUAUUACCAUGCAAGAAUUCCCAUAUCACGCAUUUCGGUCUAUUGUUCAUUACCUUUACUCCGGAAAACUCGAAGAGAGAUUAAGCUUUGAUCUAAUAAAAGAGAUCUAUACUAAAGCUGAUAUGCUGAAUCUUGAUCAACUCAAUUCGAUGACAGUCGAUCGAAUGAUUGAACUAAUAGAUUAUAACAAUUGGCAUGAAAUUUUAUUGUUGGGUUGGAAUAAACUUGAUGAACGACUAAAAACUGCUGGGUUAAAUUUUGCAAUAACAAAUUGGAUGAACUUGAGAAAUAGUGAUAGUAUGAAAGAGGUUAUGAGGUUCGGAGAUAUGGAUUUAACUGAAGAAUUAAUUCUUGGAAAAUUCUUUGCAACUAAUAAUAGGG
Messenger RNA from Racocetra persica, 1135 nucleotides. NCBI's taxonomy places the organism in Eukaryota, Fungi, Glomeromycota, Glomeromycetes, Diversisporales, Gigasporaceae. The record is from the annotation of a GenBank genome assembly.